Messenger RNA from Colletotrichum chrysophilum, 366 nucleotides. RefSeq lists its product as uncharacterized. Gene Ontology annotation, molecular function: oxidoreductase activity. Lineage: Eukaryota; Fungi; Ascomycota; Sordariomycetes; Glomerellales; Glomerellaceae. The record is from RefSeq and is a predicted model, not a curated record. The transcript has 2 exons. Bases 1 to 366 code for a protein of 121 amino acids.
AUGUCGUACCGCAUGCUCAUCUUCCUUCACCGGAAAGAGGGUCUUUCCCACGCCGAAUUCAAGGACCAUUAUGAAAACGUCCAUGUACCCCUCACGAAAGAACUCACCGGCUCGCUGUUCCCGAUGUUGCACUCGCGCCGCUAUAUAGCGCGCUCGCCAGAUGACGGCAAGCCCAUGGUGCUCGCCGGAGCAAAGGGAGAAGAUGAGGCCGAUGCUGUGGUGGAGGUCGCGUUUAAGGACGAAGCGGCCGCGCAAGCUUUCUUCGCAGCGACGAACAGUGGCGAGGCGAUGGAACGGUUGAAGAAGGAUAAUGAGCAGUUUUUGAACUGGGAGAAGUUGAGGAUUUUGAAGAUUUCGGAGGCUUGA